AUGUCUCUCUCCUCCACACUCGACUGGCCCAUCCAAUUUUGCGUCUUUACGACUGCAGCAACGUACAUUGUGUCCGUUAUUACAAGCAACGUCUCUCAAGUAGACCGUUUGUGGACCUUUCUUCCAACGAUAUAUACCGCCUACUAUGCCCUGCUUCCCCUCUUCCCGGCUCAUCAACCUUUCCUUCUCGUUCCAUACAAUUUCCUCGGUUCGACAGAUUACAACCCAAGAGCGCUCUUGAUGUUCGCUCUCGUCUUCCUUUGGAUGUGUAGACUAAGCUACAAUACACAACGGCGUGGUUUAUUCAACCCGAAAGACGAAGACUAUCGCUGGGCAGUUCUUCGCAAGCAACUACCGCCCUGGUUAUUCCAAAUCGUCAACCUCACGUUCAUCUCCGCCAUUCAGAACGUUUUGCUUUUGCUCUUGGGACUUCCUACCCGCACAGUAGCGCUCUCCCAGCCACGUUCAUCGCUUGAGACGUCCGAUUACGCUCUGGCUUCCUUGGCUCUGCUCGUCCUACUCUUGGAAUUUACUGCAGACAAUCAACAGUAUGCGUAUCAGACUUACAAACAUGCCUUCUUGGCCAAAGAGAAGGGUGCCACCGACGUCAAAGCGUACGACGAGUCAAAGCAGUGGAUUGGGGCACGUCUUUCUUGGACUCCUGAUGAUGCGCGCAGAGGUUUCAUUACCAGAGGCCUUUGGCGCUACUCAAGGCAUCCCAACUUUGCUUGCGAACAAUCCUUCUGGUGGAUCAUUACAUUCUUUCCCCUAGUUGCUUCUGUCCCUCCAAAUUUACCAACCCAUUCCGACUUUCCCCCUCUUCGCAUCAUUAUCCAUGCCCUCCAAUUCCGAGAUCUCCAUCAACCACUUCUAAAUGGACUGCGCGCAAUUCUUCUGGACGCUGGAAUCAAUCUUCUUCCCGGUGCUGCUCUAUCGCUUUUGUUCUUUUCAUCCACGUUGUACACAGAGGCAAUUACCAGCAGCAAAUACCCCAUCGCGUAUAAAGCGUAUCAGAAACGAGUUGGUAUGUUUGGGCCAGCUAUGACUGCAAUCAAGGCGAUCGCUAUAAAGUUUUCUGGGAAGGAGCGGGACGUGGAUAGGCUGGUUUGGGGUGAUUCGCAGCAGAGUAAGAAAGAGUGA
This is a messenger RNA of Laccaria bicolor S238N-H82, 1140 nucleotides long. RefSeq lists its product as uncharacterized. The transcript is spliced from 3 exons. NCBI's taxonomy places the organism in Eukaryota, Fungi, Basidiomycota, Agaricomycetes, Agaricales, Hydnangiaceae. Gene Ontology annotation, cellular component: membrane. The coding region runs from base 1 to 1140 and encodes 379 amino acids. The record is from RefSeq and is a predicted model, not a curated record.